AGUUUGGGAGGACGCCAGUGUGCAAUUAGAAUGGUACUCGUGUCGUCGGCGGACUUUCUGCCCCAGCUCGCCAGUCUCUUCCAGACGUCGCUUCCCGGCGGCAGCGGCGCCGUGACGAUCCGGACCAAGAGCGUCGCGUCCGCCAAGGUCGGCAAGCUGGUGCGGGCCGACGCAGUCGCCGCGGGCCCUAACGUCUACCUCGUUCGCGCCUACAAGAACGGCAACAACAAGCACAAGGCCAAGCUUUCGACCGUCGUGCCGCCAGCGACCCAUGCUGCAUUCCAGGCCGAGCUCGCCAAGGUCAUGAAGGCCAAGAUGCAAGGGCUCAAGAAGCCCAAGCGACACGCCAGCCAAAACUAGAUGCUAUUCAAUGCUGUUGUUUCUGCCGCUGCUGCUCUGCUUUAUAACAACGACCUUGCUUCGAGCGCAGCGAACA
Messenger RNA from Saprolegnia diclina VS20, 436 nucleotides. RefSeq lists its product as hypothetical. The record is from RefSeq and is a predicted model, not a curated record. NCBI's taxonomy places the organism in Eukaryota, Oomycota, Saprolegniomycetes, Saprolegniales, Saprolegniaceae. Gene Ontology annotation, molecular function: 7S RNA binding; endoplasmic reticulum signal sequence receptor activity. Gene Ontology annotation, cellular component: signal recognition particle, endoplasmic reticulum targeting. The transcript is spliced from 3 exons. The coding region runs from base 31 to 360 and encodes 109 amino acids. Gene Ontology annotation, biological process: SRP-dependent cotranslational protein targeting to membrane.